This is a messenger RNA of Cuculus canorus (common cuckoo), 1941 nucleotides long. It is a transcript of the gene CLDN12, whose product is annotated as claudin 12. Lineage: Eukaryota; Metazoa; Chordata; Aves; Cuculiformes; Cuculidae. The record is from RefSeq and is a predicted model, not a curated record. The coding region runs from base 956 to 1693 and encodes 245 amino acids. Gene Ontology annotation, cellular component: plasma membrane. The transcript has 3 exons.
GUUAAUCCUUUACGCCUUUUAUUUUUAUUAAGAGUCUUGGAGAACUUGAGGCAGUGUGAUUGAUUUCUAGAAGAAAAUAACCGGCUGCUGGCACCGAUGCUGGGUCGGUUUCCUCCAGCUGCAUUGGAACAGGACGGAGGUUCCUCUCCUCUCUCUAGUGGCCGUUCUCCAAAGCUCAUGAACUGAUAAUAAUGUUGUGGGUGGGCUCAGACCGCGUUUGUCUAUCGCUUGAGUUUCCUGUGACCUCCCUCCCGCAGGACUUGCCAGAACCGCAGUGGUUCCCAGACUAGGGUAUUCUCAAGGCCAAAGUUGGCUUUGCUCAUCACUGAAUUAUGACUUUCUUUUUAAUUUCCUUCACUUCUUUAACUGGUGGGCAGUUAAUGAUUUACCAGUUUUCAACCAGCACUUCUUGUUACAGCAGAUCUUUAGAAUAGGACCCGUAGCCAAAACCUACUCCUGAAGUUGUAUAAGGACUGGUAAUCUCUGUAGAGCACAUAUAAAGGAGUCUUGAGUGUUACAACUGUGAAGUGCUUGGGGUGUCAGAAGCUUGAGUUUAGAAUCUAAGGAAAGAGAAGAGUUUCACCUAUGCUGGCCAAAGCAUGCCCACUUCCCUUGGAGAGCUAGUUCAGAAGGGGCUGAUGUCCUUCGUUAUUGUGCCACCAGUGACAAUAAAAUCAGAUGGACUGAACAGCCAGAGGAAGAGAAAAGAAACUCCAUGUCUGCAGAAAUGGAGGUCUCACUGAGUUGGGUAUUGUCAGAUAUUUCAUACCUGCUCCGUAUCUGUUUAUUGCAACAGCUGGUGGCCACAGGUUUUCAUCAUUUAAUGGAGUGACUCUUGGGCAAGGCUUCUCUCUCUUUCUGACAGAUCCAGUAACACCUUUUUUCCUGCUUCUAAACAUUGCUCUGGUUUCUUUUGAUUUGAAUACACUGCUGGAAACAACUUCUGUGGGCAAGCAUGGGCUGCCGGGAUGUUCAUGCAGCAACAGUACUGGCCUUCCUCAGUGGAACAGCCUCAGUAGCUGGACUCCUUGCAGCAGUUCUGCUUCCAAACUGGAGGCAAAUGAGACUGUACACAUUCAACAAGAAUGAGAGAAAUGUGACAGUUUACAGCGGACUCUGGAUUAAGUGCGCUCGCUUUGAUGGGAGCAGAGACUGUGUGAUCUAUGACCCACAGUGGUACACUGCUGUUGAUCAACUGGAUUUGCGUGUUCUUCAGUUUACCCUUCCACUGAGCAUGUUAACUGCUGUCUCGGCUCUGUUUCUCUGCUUGAUUGGCAUGUGUAACACAGCGUUUGUAUCUACCGUGCCAAAUGUUAAACUGGCCAAAUGCCUUGUAAACAGUGCAGGCUGCCAUCUCGUGGCUGGCCUCUUGUUCCUGCUUGCAUGUGCCAUUUGUCUCACUCCAUCAGUCUGGGUCAUUUUUUAUAACAACUAUCUGAACAGAAAAUAUGAGCCUAUCUUUAGCUUUGACAUCUCUGUAUUUAUUGCCAUUGCCAGUGCUGGCGGUCUGUUUUUCACUUCUGUUCUGCUGUUUCUGUGGUACUGUGCGUGUAAAAGCCUCCCUUCGCCUUUCUGGCAGCCCCUCUAUUCCCAUGCCCCUAGCAUGCAUAGCUAUGCCUCCCAGCCCUACUCUGCACGCUCUCGCCUCUCUGCCAUAGAAAUUGACAUCCCUGUUGUGACACAUGCAUCUUAAGAAGAUAGCGUCUUGGAAGCCAACUUCUUUUGCUCAUUCAAACCGUGCAAAUUACAGCCUCAGUUCUCUCUGCUGCCUUGCACUGAGCAUAAUCAUUUGUAAAGUCAAGUUUCCCAAGACGCAAAGCAAUAGCGACCCAAGUUUAGCAAGUCCCUUGCUGUUCUCAUGUGUUACUCUCUGACCAACCAUUUUUUUGAAUUCCGAGCUCACUACAGACAAAACUGCUGCUAAUGCUGGGACAAUAUGCU